AUGAACCGAGUAUUGAUUUUAAUCAAUAAAUCUAUAGACCGCAGAAAGAAGAGAUUCGAGGGUAACAUGCGGAUAGAGACUUGUUAUUUCUGCUCUUCACCGAUCUAUCCAGGUCACGGUGUUCAAUUCGUUAGAAAUGACGCCACAAUUUUCAAGUUUUGUCGAUCGAAGUGUAACAAACUCUUCAAGAAAAAGCGUAACCCAAGAAAGCUGCGCUUUACUAAAGCGUCUCGUCGAGCCCGUGGAAAGGAACUUGUGAACGAUGUAACGCAAUUGAUGGAACAGAGAAGAGAUGAACCAGUGAAAUAUGCCAACUUGAUUCGAAAAUCCCUACAACCCGGUAAAAUUGUGAAGAAGGCUGGAAUGAUCAAAAAGGCCGAGACGAAGUUGCAUCUUAUUCGUGCUCCUGUUGCCAACAAGGAAGCGAUCAAACAGAAGCAAAAACAAAAGGAACAGGAAAUGGAACUCAACUGA
Ostertagia ostertagi is the source of this 474-nucleotide messenger RNA. Lineage: Eukaryota; Metazoa; Nematoda; Chromadorea; Rhabditida; Trichostrongylidae. The record is from the annotation of a GenBank genome assembly.